Molecule: messenger RNA, 6939 nt
Organism: Ruditapes philippinarum (Manila clam)
Lineage: Eukaryota; Metazoa; Mollusca; Bivalvia; Venerida; Veneridae
Product: lim and transglutaminase domain protein ltd-1-like
Exons: 11
Coding region: 478-2748 (756 amino acids)
Source: RefSeq, a predicted model, not a curated record
AUAUGGAAUGUAAAACAAUCGUGACAAAUUUUACAAAAGCUAUAUUGUUCUACUUUAACCCUGAACGCGUAUUAUUUCAAAAAAGUUAUUGUUAAUCAUACAAGAAAUAGAUUUGUCAGUGAUCGAUUUUUUUACCGGCGCGUUACAUAGCAAAUUUAUUAUUAGGGAUUGUUUACGGUGCAUGUUUGGACGUUUAUAUUAAAUUCAAAUCAUUGAUUUAAAUCAAAUAUCGUUUCCAAAAAGUCGGAUAUUGUGGGUAUAUACUAUUUUUAGAUUUAUUUGAAGGAACGAAACGGAUGCUUGUUUUGUUCGGAUAGAAUUUUUCAAUAUGAUUUGUUUGUACAUGGUGAAUUUGUACGUUACGGAAAAGGAAGUUAAAAUGUUUUAUUGACACGGGGCGCAUUGAAUAAAAGAUAAAAGACUGGAGAUUACAAUAGCGGGUUGUGGAUUUAAUUUAGAUAACAAAUAGUGGUAAGAAUGGGUAGUGGAUCUUCAAAACCUCCACCUUCGGACGACGCUAAUACGAAAACAGACGUUAACGUCUACGACGUUGUUGGAAAUUCUAAUGGGACAAAGUCAAACAACACAAGGCCAAGCAGCAAAACGAGACCCAAAAGCAAAACAAGGCCUAAGUCAAGUAAAGGAAGACCGGACCAGCCAGAUUCCUGGGAUUUACUAACUUACUUGCCACCCUACGGUGAACAUUAUGAGUAUUCGCACACACAUUUCCUGUACUCAAAUGACAUUGUACGUCUCGAGGAUAUCCCGCCACCUCACACUGCACCGACGAGAAAACACGAGAUCUUUGAUCCAGACGAUUAUGUGCACGUGGAUGAGAGGACAGACGCGGUCAAAGAUCAAGCUCUAGAAAAGCCACUUUCAGAACUCAUCCGGUUAUUGACUGGCGACUACGACGAUGACCUCUCUAAGGUUCGAGCCCUUUACCGCUGGUUCACAUCUCAGCCAGUCGAGACGUCCGACUACAAGAAGAAUGCCAAACAGAACACCGCCAUGUUUCAGCUAUGGAACUUGAAACAUAAGAGGAAUACCUAUGCUGGAUUCUUCAGUUUACUAUGCUGGUAUGCCGACUUACCAUGUGCCAUAGUACGGGGAUACCUGAAAGGGUCUACGUAUGAAGUUGGUCAGAAAAUAAAUAAAGAUGUCCAUCGUGGUGAAUGGAACGCUGUCCUCAUCGACGGAAACUGGCGUUUAGUCAAUGCAUUCUGGGGCGCAUGCGUAUUGUCUGGUGAUGAAGAUGAAGAUGCUAAGCAAAAUUAUUUCUACACAUGUGAUGAAAACUUUUUCUUGACUGACCCCCAGCAGUUGAUAUACACCCAUUUUCCUGAAGAACCCAUGUGGCAACUACUAGAUUCAAAGAAAACAAUAAAAGAAUUUGAAACCAUGGUUUUCUUAAAGGACAGAUUCUUUAAUUUAGAAAUGCGAGUUUUAUCCCAUCCCGAGUGCAACGCUGAAGCGAAAGACGGCGAGAUAGAUAUUCUGUUUGGUCUACACCCUGAAAAAUCAGCCAACCACACUUUUCUGUGUAUUCCUACACAUUUCAUCGAAAACGCAAAGCAAAUCCGAACAAAGCCGGUUGAAUUGCCUCAAAAGAACGUGCAGCUUGACUUCAUCAACCGUCCAAAUGAGAAUGUAUUAUCUAUAAAAGUCAGGUUCCCAAAAACUGGUGUAUACAAACUUGAAAUUGUUGGUAAAGACAUAACUGUUAAUCAACCGGAUUAUGAUUUUGAUUGGGUAGCUAUUUAUAAAGUGACUGUUAAUAGUAUUCCAGAACGCCAAACUUUCUUCCCAGUAGUGGAGGCAGCCGGAUGGGGACCAGGAAAAAUCCUGGGAGAGUUCGGUCUUCAGGCUUUAAGCCAUCCAAACGGCACGAUAAAGACCGAACCUGGGCCACUGGAAGUUAAAUUUAAAAUCAUAGACCAUGAUAAGUUCAAGAAAGCAAACAUAAUGUACCAGAUGCUGCCUCUAGGGGCGGAAGAUGAUGUAAUGACGGAGUCACACCCAUUCCAACAAAAUGGAGAUAUCCUCGAGGCAGCAUUCAAUGUGAACGAAGGAGAAUUCAAAAUGAAAAUUAGUCACGUGUUUGGAGAAGGCCACGAACGGAACAUUUGCAACUACCAUAUCAUAAGUGCCCUUCCACCAGCCCCUAAACCGGUGGUUAGAGACCGAACUCCUACUCCGGAAGUUGACGAAGAGGGAGAACUCAGAGAAAAAUUAUCGAAGGCUAUAGAAUCACGGAAUCUUGAGGAGCUGGAACGGACGGUGGACCUAGUGGAGAGUAAGGGCUAUGCCCCCAAACUCGGACCUGAACUUAGAGAAGCCAGAGAUCUUAUUGCAAGAUUAAAACGUCUACAAAAACUCAUACACGAGGUUAUGACGUUGAACCAGAGAACAAUUGCCGAGAUAAAAUCUUACGCUCAUCCGACAGUAGAGGUUCAUACAGUGAUGAGAGCCACGCUCAUGUUGCUAGGCAACACGGAAGAAGAAACAAAGGAUUGGAAAAAUGUGCAGGCCCUGAUAGGUAAAACUGGGAAAGUCUCGUUGAAGAGGAGAAUCCAGGAAAUUGACCUAAACAAACUAAAGGCGGACACGGUAAACAGAACAAAGGCUUUGCUAAAAGAUAUCCGAAUGGAAGAUAUAGUAAUAGUGAGCGCCGGUGCUGCGACCUUCUACUCAUGGUCUUUCGGAAUCACCGAAGAAUUCGAUUUAAGGAAACAAGAAGCUAAGUAACAGAGCGACAUGAGAAAAAAACAAAACAACACUUCAAAGUUGACAGAAAUUUUUCACUAAUGAUUUUCUCCUGACAUUUUUAGUUGUACUCAUAAAAUCAUAACAUUGCAUCAUAAAUGAGAAUAACUACAUGUAUACAUAUUACAACUUUAUUAUCAUGAAAAGACGCAUGUGUUAAUUUUUAUUAUUAUAGACAUUUAGACGAUCCCAGGAGUUGUUUAUCUUUGCAAUCAUUGUGGUCAGGAUAGUUGAUGUCUGUAUUAAAUAGUUAAUUUACCAGUUUAAAUUUACCAUGACAAGGGUUGAUGUAGAGUCGUUAUUCUUGAUUUAUACAUUUCUAUAAAAUAAUUGUUAAGGCUAAUCUUUACAUAUUUUUCAAUUGUUUUAAAAUGAUUGAUUAUUUCUGAUUGUUAUAUCACUGCGGUAUACCGUACCCCGGAUAUUGCUCGAUAUUAUGAGGACUUUCAUCCCAUUUCGCGACUUUGAACGGGGAACGAAGGUAAGUUCAGCGAAGAUAUUUUCUAAACUAAUGGCUAUUUCAUUUAUCUCAACGGGUUUUAUAUAUCUAGAGUUAUUUUUGUAGCUCUAAAAGACGUAAAAGUAUUACAGGUAUUUGUAAACUUGAUUAAACUACCCCUAAACGAACCGCUGCUCACUAGAAAAUAGUGACCGCGAUACUGUAGAAUCAUUAGAAAUUAUUAUAUUACCAAUAUAAAAAAAAUUGAAUCGAGCAAUUUUUUUAUUCACAAACCAAGUAUGCUUUGUCCAAAUUUCAGGCAAAAAGUGUGAAAGUACAAAAAGAUACAGGCCAAAAAAGAAACAAGAAAGUGUACCGAGUAUUGAUUUUAAGUGUACAGAGUAUUGCAAAAUAUCCCAACUUUAGUGUACAGUGUAUUGCAAAACAGAAUGAGCACAUUAGUAUGGAAAAUCAAUAUUUUGUCUAAUUUUCACGUCUGUUUAUCAUUUUGCUGAUGAUGUACUGUUUAUAUGAUAUUUAUUCAAAAAUUUCAGAUUUAACAAUGCAUUUUCAGUGUUAUUACUGUUCUUUUCCUACGGCAAAUACAGAGAUUUAGUUUCCCAUUUGAUUGAAAAUCACACUAUGGAUGAAAUAAAGUGUGUGCAGGGUCGGGAGCAGGGUAGAACCAUCAAAAUUGACGAUAAUAAUCUUUAAAUACAUGUCCCAAGAAACUAUGAUCAAGAAGACCCAUCUCUGAAAAGAAGAAGAAUAAAAAAAGCAUAUUUAGAUGCCAUUAAUAAUAGGGUUUUACAGGGCAAGUUUGCCUUAAGAAACAUAUCGACACACUUAGUAAAAUAUUGGCCCGAGGGCUUAUGCCGUCCAAGCAUGCCGGAUACCUUAACCUUUUUCUGCAUGAGCAUAUUGCGAAAAAUGUCUGUUUUCAUUUUAUUAAGCCUAUUGUUACAAGUUCAAACUGUUAUGAAACUAUAACAAAAAUGCUUCAAUACUAAUCAAACUUGGACAAAUGUUGGCUGGACCAUAGCCUGUGGAAUAGAAUAGCAUGCUCAAUCUUAAAUUUCCAGUUACCACGUGGCAACGGGGGACCUCUCAAAAUUGCCAAAAAUCUCUAUUUUGCGUUGUUUUCAAGGUGCAGCAACUUCUCAAUUGAUUGAGAUAAAGUCUAAUGUAUUCGGCGUUGAUUACACGGUAGCUUUAAAUCGACCUGAUGCCAUUUUAGCCCCCUCCCCCACAAGUCCAAAGUCUUCUCGGCGAUUAGAGGGGCUACUGCCCAACUUCAAAUUCCCAAACAGAGAAGGGGGCACCCACCCCCCCUGUGGCACCCCUUGAUGAAUCUUUUUAAUGGGUGGCGCCGAAAAAGUGAUCACUAGCUCUUUUGAACAACAUUUCUCAAACAGGGUCUAAACAGCGCAUGUUUUACACUAUUUGAGGCCUCAAAAGAUAUGGGAUGUAAAGCCUUCAAAACACGCCUUAAUGAGGUAUAAGGUUAUAAGAAACAUAAACUUUUUAUUGCAUCUGCUGCCCUUUAUAAUAAUCUUGUCAAAAUGCAUUAUUCGUUUUUUUAGCUGUGCCCGCUCGGCAGUCAUAUGGUAACUCAUUGCUAAUGACGUAACAAAUUCACGUGCAGACAGUCCGCCAUUGCUAGAGUGUAGGUGCAAAAUGACCGAAAGUUACCUUAAUAUGUAUUUUGGGCAUAGUAGGAAGUCGGUUGAUAUUUGCUCAAUACUGUCUACAAUCUUGAGGCAGCAUUAAUUCACUUCGGAUGCAUUUUGUUACUAUUUAAAGUAAGAUAUGCAAUAAUAACUAACAAAUACUGGAAAGGUUGAUCCUUCGAUAGCAACGAGAACUUUUUAAACACAGAAAAUUGCUGAGUUCGUUCGACUGAGAUUUUUCAUGAGCAGGAUUAUUCGCAGAUGUUUCCAGUAAAGUACCUCCGAACUCUGCAUAUUCUGCACACAUAGUGUAAAUAAGUAUACACAAUAACAAAUAUAUAAGAUUAAAUGUAGUAAAUACUACAUGUUUACUACUUGCAUUACUCUAUAUUGAUCACCAAUACUCGUUACACUAAAAGCAAUACUCGUGACACCGGCGGGCAACUCCAACGCAAUACUCGGUACACUGACAUGUGUAUUUAUUCUCAAAAUGCACUGUCAUCUGAAGGUCUAUUGUUGAUUGAACAUUUACAACAUAAACAUUAUCAUCAUUAUCACAUUUCACUCGAUUCAAGUUUUUCUGUUAAUAAGGUAUAUGCACAAAAACAUCAAAUUUGGCUGAUCCGAGCUCAUUUAUCACGUGAGCAAAGAGACGAAUUUUACCUCAUAAUUACAUUUCAAAGCUAUUUCUCAGCAUUUUUGGGGUUUCAGUAACUAGAGAAAUUAUCGAAGUAUUUAUUUUUCUAUAAAAUUUAUAUCAAACCAAUUCAAAAUGACUAAAUAUCGCCACUGAACUUACCUUCUUUCCUCGUUCAAAGUCGCGAAAUGGGAUGAAAGUCCUCAUAAUAUCGAGCAAUAUCCGGGGUACGGUAUACCGCAGUGUUAUAUGCUGUUAAGUUAAACAUACAUUAAAUUACACGGCUAAAACAUAUAUUAAAUUACACGGUAAAAACAUACAUUAAUUUACACGGUUUAAACAUACAUACAAUUACACGGCAACUGCUUCUUUAUUAACAUACGUAUAAUUGGGGCACGCACGUUAUGAAAGUUUCAUUAAACUUCACAAAUGGUCACACUUUAAUCAUUUCAUAAACAAUGCAUGCAUGUCUGAAUUAAAGAACAUACAUCACGUCUUUUACAAGUUAUUUUAUGUAUUUAUUUUUUACAAAAAAAAAACUGUGAUUAUUUACUGUAGUAUUGCUGUAUUUGUUUACAAUACGAAAUGUGUACAUGUACCAAAAGUCGUCUGUGAUAUCAAGUUGCUUGACGUUAUGUUGUUUCAUUUUUAUUCAAUCAAAUACAUUCAUUAAAUUCAUUGCUUUAUUAUUUAAGUUGAAAAUGUUUUGGAAUUACUACAUGAAAAUUAAAAUCACAUGAUUUCAACUUAUUUCAAAUAAAUACACUCAUUUAGUUCAUUAGUUUAUAAUUGAUUGGGAAUGUUUUAUGAAUUACUACAUAAAAGUAAAAUCACAUGAUUUUUGGUAAAGGAACUAGUUUGAUAUUUUUGAGAUGCCUCUUUGUAAAUAUCUAUUUUUUGAAAGAUUUUGUGACCGAUUAAAUAUGAAAAAAUCUAACAGAUUAUACAAGAAAUAACGUGCUUAAAAUAGGUUAAUUUAACAUAGCUGCACUAACAUGGGUGUAAGUAGUACUAAAUUAGAAUAAUAAGUAUAUAAAACAGAAAAAUGAAGUUAUUUAAAAACCAUCACUGUUCAGACUUUAGAUUGCCAUUAGGCUUAUUUGUCGAUUUUAAUUGUCCCUUUCCGGAAGUCAAUUUAACGAACUGACAUUAUUCAACGAACUGACAGUUUGCACUUUCGAAAUUGUGCAAAAGGAUGACUUCAUAUGUUUUUUUCAAUCCUUUUAUUAUAUAAAAUGAAAUUUGUAUGAUGAUUUUAUAUGGAUAUAAUUUUUUGAAGAUUGUACUUAAAAAAAUAUAUUACACAAUAAUUCAUAUAUUAAACAUAUUAUAUAUGUUUAUAUCUUUUGAUAUAUGCUUUUCAUAACUCAUGAACUUCAUUACAUGUAAAUGACUGUGAUAUAUUCAAAUUAAACACUCCAAUUGUC